CAGCUGCAUAUGAAGCAGCACACUAUCGCUUUAGUGGGGAAGAAGAAGAAGAAGAAGAAGAAGAAGAAGAAGAAGAGAGGGAAGAGGAGUGAGCAUUUAUUGCCAGAGAGAGAGACAAAGGAAGAAGAACAAGAUGAUUUAAAUGCAUCUCCUCGAAGCUUCAAUAACAACGAGGAAGAGCAGCUCUGCAGCCUUCAGCAUCAUCAGCAUCACUUUCUGCUUUGGUCAGUCGGAGGAAAACUUUACGCAGCUUUAGGGAUUUUAUUUGAUCAGAUUAAAGGAGGAUUUCAGUGAAACUGAGACACAAAGAUGAACCAAACUGCGUCCGUCUCUCAUCAGAUUGAGUGUCAGCCAAUCAAGGAUUCCAAGGAGUUUGUGGACGUCAGCCCCCCACAGAGGAACUGGAAGGGCAUCGCCAUCUCUCUGCUGGUGAUCGUGGUGGUCUGCUCGCUCAUCACCAUGUCGGUGGUCGUCCUCACACCUGCGGAGCUCCCCAGCAGCGGCCAGUCCAGGAUGACUGUGGCGGAUCUGUACAAACCAGAGUUCAGCGUCCACGACCCCGAGGCCAAGUGGAUCAGUGAUUCAGAGGUGGUGUACAGGAACCGAGACGGUCACGUCAUCAAGUUCAACUUCGCCUCUAACGAGACGGAAGUCAUUCUGACCAACAGCACGUUUGUGGCCUUCAAAGUGGUGAAGUACUCGCUCUCUGCAGAUCUGAAGUAUGCGCUCUUCGCUUACGAUGUCAAACAGAUGUACAGAUAUUCGUACACGGCAUCGUACAUCGUUUACAACAUCUACACCAGGGAGGUCUGGGAGCUAAACCCUCCGGAGGUUCACAACGCGGUGCUCCAACAUGCAGCUUGGGGAAGACAAGGACAACAGCUGGUCUACAUCUUUGAGAAUAACAUCUACUACCAGUCAGAUGUGAAGAGUAACUCUCUGAGAAUCACCUCCUCUGGGAUGGAGGGAGUCAUCUUCAACGGGCUGGCUGACUGGUUGUACGAAGAGGAGAUUCUGCGUUGUCACUUGGCUCACUGGUGGUCGCCUGACGGAGAGCGACUGGCUUUCCUCACCAUCAACGACUCCCUGGUUCCCAACAUGCUCCUGCCCCAGUUCACCGGCAACGCCUACCCCAGAGGACUGCAGUACCCAUAUCCUAUGGCCGGUCAGAAAAACCCUUCCGUCAAGUUGUCGGUGGUCAACCUGUUCGGAGCGACACACACUCAAGAACUGCAGCCUCCUGAUCAGCUCAGGCUCAGGGAUUUCUACGUCACCAUGGUCAAGUGGAUCAGUAAUACUCACCUGGCAGUGCGGUGGAUCAACCGGCCCCAGAAUGCAUCACUGCUGACGGUGUGUGACGCCACCAUCGGAGUCUGCCUGCAGAGACAUGGGGACUCUUCAGCGACGUGGCUCUCCAUGCAGAGACAGGAGCCGCUGUUCUCCAAGGACAGGAGCAGGUUUUUUCUCUCUCUGCCCGUGAAACAAGGAGGUCAGGGAGACUUCCACCACGUCACCAUGUUCUCCAAAAAGUUACGAAGUGACCAGGACGAAGUUCGACACUUGACGUCAGGAGACUGGGAGGUGACAAAGAUCUUAGCUUACGAUGAAAACAACCAGAUCAUAUACUUUCUGAGCACGGAGGACGGUGCACAACAAAGACAUGUAUACAGUGUGUCCACUCUCGGCCUGUUUCCACGACGCUGCCUCACCUGUGGACUGAAGGAGGACUGUUCGUUCUUUGACGCUGACGUCAACCCCAAUGCACAGCACGCCGUCCUGCACUGCAAAGGGCCUGGAGUUCCAGCUGUGCUGCUUCUAAGUUUGGACGAUGUGGACUCGUAUUUCAUCUUGGAGAACAACCUCCCUCUGCGGUCGGCGCUGGAGACUAAAAAGAGGAUUCAGACGGAAAUCCGGAUGAUCACUAAUGAUGAUUUUGAGCUGCCUCUGAAGCUCCUCUAUCCUGCCGGCUUCUCUGAGUCCUACCUCUACGGCCUUCUCCUUAUUGUCGUUAGUUCUCUGGGCGAGCAGGCGGUGACGGAGGAGUUCAGGCUGGACUGGGACUCGGUGCUGGUGGGAUCAGAGCAGGUCAUCGUAGCGCAACUGGACGGCAGAGGGUCAGGCUUCAGUGGUCAAAGGGUUUUACAGCAGGUCCAUCGGAGGCUCGGCACAGUGGACGCAGAGGACCAGAUAGCAGCUCUGGAAUACCUGGCGAAGCUGCCGUUCAUCGAUGGCGCUCGUGUGGGAGUUUACGGAGAGGACUACGGCGGCUUCCUCACUCUGACGAUGCUGAAGUCGACUGAGAAGCUGAUCGGAUGUGCAGCAGCUCGGGCUCCCGUCACCGACUGGUCCAUUUACGCGUCUGCGUUUUCGGAGCGAUACCUCGGAUCACCUUCAACUGAGGAGAACGCCUACCAAGCAUCCAAAGUCCUGACCAACAUGAAAGGUCUGCAGGGAGGAACUCUGUUUCUGGCUCACGGCACAGCGGACGCAAACGUUCACUUUCAGCACUCUGCAGAGCUCAUCAAACACUUGAUAAAGAUCGGAGCCAACUAUACUAUGCAGAUCUACCCAGACGAGGGACACUUCCUGUCAACGCGUAGCCGGAUUCAGCUGACUCAGUCCCUACUUGGUUAUUUUAGAGGAUGUCUGAUGGACACGUCAUUACUCGACCAACACAAACGCGACGACGAGUGAGAGGCAACGUGGUUAUUAUUGCUGGACCUUGUGUGUUAUGAGUGUACGUGCCCCUGGUAGACUUGAGUGUGCGUGUUUUAUACCUGUAGCACAACGUGUGAUGGACAAAACAAGCUUCUCCUCAACAUAUCAGACAUGCUUUCUAUCGCCUCAGUAGAAUACAGCGCCUGCAGUCAGCAAGUAUCAUGAGGUCAGUACGUGAAAUAUUUCACUGAGCAGAGAAAAUGUUACAUUUCUGUUUAAAAUGUGUGGGAUGUUUGGAGGAGGUGGUGUUAAAAUGUGUCCUUUUGAAGCCAAAACACUCUCUAAAGCAUAACUUAUGAAAUUAGCACAAAUUCUGGCCUUAUUAUAUGCUAUCUUCAUGCCAUGUAAAGGUGGGAUAACAGCAGGUUUUAACAAGUAUAGUAAUUCAUAAGCUGUAGAUUGGACAAAACCCUCCAACAUGUAUAUUUAAUAAUUCUCCUUCUCUCCAGUAUUUUCUUUUGUUCCCUAGUAAAGGUUUUUAUAUCUAUUAUGUACCAAGCUCUCUCUAAACAUUAUGCGUUUUUUUGUUUUGAUGUUAGGGUUAGAGAGAGAGAGAGAGAGAGAGAGAGAGAGAGAGACUUAUCUGAAGGUGAUUCACUUUCACAGGGAAACAUUUGUAAUCAACUGAAAAGCAGAAACCGAGAGACUUUCUAACCAGUUUGUCAGUAAAGUGUUGGCAGCUUAGCUGUUUUACAAAUCUGGUUACAGAUUUUGUGACGUCAUUAAGCUUUUAAUUAGACCGCAAUAGUGCUAAACGUAUGUAUUUAUUACAUGAGAUUUGUUUUUAUUUCUAUUAGUUUACCAUUUCACAUCACCUUUUCUUUUUUUAAAGAUUUAGCUUAAAGGGGCGAUGAGUGAAAUGUUGUCCCGCAGCACAAAGAAGCCGCUUCCUAUCUGCAGUAGCUCUGUGAGGUGUUGAAUGCUCACACAGUUUAUUGCAGUUGUUACAUGAUGUACUGUGUAACCUUAUCGCGAAGAGUUUGCAUUGAAUUUCGGCUGUAAUGUAGCCGUGUCUCGUGCAAAUGUCAGUUCAUUUUUUAGUAGUUGCAGGGUCCUUUUUGCUCUUUUUUUAUUAUUAUAUACUUUCUACUGGUUGCCAAAAUGGUUUUAAACCACUUAAUGUUACUUUUUAAAUGUGUUCUGGAUGAACUGUAUAAAGUGUUAUUUCUCUAAUGCAUUUCCAGCUGCUUAAGGUGUCAUCAGUGUUGCAUAACAAGCGUGCGCUCUUCACUGAUUAUGUACAGAGAAUAACUGUCGGGGCAUUCAUCGCAGUGGUGGGUGUGUGUGUGUGUGUGUGAAGAAACCUGCUGUCUGUGCUUUGUAACAUUUGAUGCCAUAGAGUCCAAUUUAAGGAAACGGUGUGUGAAGUCAUUGUUAUUGUUUUGAUCUGGGUUUCUACUUUGACUUUUAUUUAUUUUUUUCUGGGUGGGGGGGUGUCAGUUGGUGAGGGUUGAAUAGAAAAAAAGCUUAUUGUAUUUUUUUUUUGCUGUUUUUAAUAUUAAAGAACAAUGAAUGAGA
This is a messenger RNA of Anarrhichthys ocellatus (wolf-eel), 4236 nucleotides long. Its product is annotated as inactive dipeptidyl peptidase 10-like. The coding region runs from base 310 to 2694 and encodes 794 amino acids. Gene Ontology annotation, molecular function: serine-type peptidase activity; potassium channel regulator activity. The transcript is spliced from 27 exons. The record is from RefSeq and is a predicted model, not a curated record. Gene Ontology annotation, biological process: regulation of potassium ion transmembrane transport; proteolysis. Gene Ontology annotation, cellular component: voltage-gated potassium channel complex; plasma membrane. NCBI's taxonomy places the organism in Eukaryota, Metazoa, Chordata, Actinopteri, Perciformes, Anarhichadidae.